Molecule: messenger RNA, 396 nt
Organism: Diversispora eburnea
Lineage: Eukaryota; Fungi; Glomeromycota; Glomeromycetes; Diversisporales; Diversisporaceae
Source: the annotation of a GenBank genome assembly
AUGAGAAUAUGGAUAGUUAUAGCAAUCGAAAGAAAUGGAUUAGAAGGUUUGGUUCAUGAACUUGAUUGGAAGAAAGCUGCUUUGAUUAUUGGUGCAUUGAUGCAGAUUGCUGAAACACUACAAUUAUAUGAAGCGGCUAAAGAUCUUACGGGGAAUAAGGAUUUUACCAUUCCAGCGAGCUUAGAUAUUGGUAGAAACUUGAUGCUGGAAGAAGUUGGAAGAUGGAGAAAUAAGAGGGUACGGCAUAAACAUACCUUCACUAUGUUGAUUCAACUUCAUUACACUUCGCAAGAUGAGAUUGGCAAAGGAAUUACUUGUUUAUUUGCUUAUAAGAGUGAUCCCAAAGAAAUUUUUGAAACAUUACAAGAGGCUAUCAAAAUCGAACGUAUAACUUGA